Stylophora pistillata is the source of this 2199-nucleotide messenger RNA. Its product is annotated as SLIT-ROBO Rho GTPase-activating protein 1. The record is from RefSeq and is a predicted model, not a curated record. Gene Ontology annotation, biological process: signal transduction. Gene Ontology annotation, molecular function: protein binding. NCBI's taxonomy places the organism in Eukaryota, Metazoa, Cnidaria, Anthozoa, Scleractinia, Pocilloporidae.
UUUAGUUUCGCUGUUUCCUUCCGGCAAUCGUAAAUCUCGUAUCUGCGCGGAUUUUGAUCCCAAAACAAAGAGUUUCUUGAUUCAAAAUCCAGCGAAAGAAGGACGAAUUCCUUCCUUGUAAAAUUAUCUUCACCAGCUAUCAAAAUGGUUUAGUAGCGUGUUCGUUUUAGCGCGCAAAAAUGACGUCCAGUACCAAGAAAGGGAAGUCAGCCGUUCUGGAGUUUGGCACACAAACGAAAGAGGUGCGCCAGAUUCUUAUUGAGCAGCUGAAAUGCUUUGAUAACAGAACAGAGGGAAAGCUGCUUUUUCUGGCUGAUAUGCAGGAGUUUUUCCGAAGGCUGUCUGAAAUUGAGAUGGAAUAUUCCCGAAACCUAGAAAGGCUUUCAAAGAUGUAUCUCGACAAACUUCAUAGGCAUAGAACUCAAAGGAAAGAAAAGGGGACCACCAUGGAUUUAUGGCAGCAAGUCCUUAUUGAAACAAAGAACAAAUCUAAGAUGCAUCAGGGUCUCAGUGAAAAUGUCUCUAGUAACAUUGUUAAUAGAUUUAUGAUCAUAAGUGACGACUGUCAAAGAAUAUCCAAGCAGUGUCGUGAAACAGCUACAACUCUUCAGGAAGAACUUGUCAGAUCAGUACAGGAACUUAGCAGGAAAGUCCAUCGCUAUCAUGCAAUUGCUUUAGAAAGCAAAACCGCAGAGCAGAAACUUCAAAAGAUGGAAGAUUCGCGAAGAAAGAAUGAAAAAAUGGCAAAGCAAGUUGAGAAGCAUCAGCAAAAGUCUACUGAAUGCAAAAAGAGGUGUGUCAAAGCUAAGAAUGAAUAUGUCUUAUCUCUGGAGUCAACAAACCGCUUCCUGGAGAAUUAUUACAAUGGAUUUCUCAAGACAUUGGUCGAUACUUUUGACUACAAUUACCAUGAUUCUUUUACACGAGGAAUUGAAGCGUAUGUCACUGCAGAGGCAUAUGCAGCUGGCUCCAUCAUCCAGUCAGUGGAUGGUGUGCGAGAAGCUAAGCUUUCUGUUGAAGCUACUAAAGACAAACAACUCUUCUUUGAUGACAAUGCAGGAACAUUAGUUUUACCAUUCACAUUUGCUUUCUUACCUUAUAAUGAUGAAGAGCUUUAUCAGGUGUCACCUCAACAAAUUGAUGUAAUAGAGCAUCACUACAGGGUGUUUGAGAGACUACAGAAAGCAAAAGCAGAAACAGAGGAGAUUGGAAAGUCAGCAGAGGCCACUUCAGAUGCACUCUGUGAGAUGCAUCGGCAGUGGGACAAUGAAAUGAUGAAACUGGACAAUGGAGAAGUGGAACCUGCUGCUGGAACAGCCAGCUGUCAAUCAAUCAAGAACAGCAGUGAAGAUUUAGAAUUGUAUUAUAUUGCGAAAAUGCGAGAGCUCAUUCUUACUAGUAGUUUAAAAGUCCGAGUGGAAGCUGAAAACGAUAUGCUGACCAAGACACUGGGUGAAGUCACAGCUGACAUUGUUGGAGCCAGGCUGAAGAGACCAGCGCUAGAUAUGUCCUCCAAAGAAGCUUCAGCGAUCCUAGACUCUGUACACAAGAAGACCAAAGUGUUUGGAUGUAAUCUAGAAAAUUAUGUGAAAAUUACGGGAAGAGAAAUUCCCGAGGUCGUAGAAAGUUGUGUCAAGUUUAUCAAAAAGUUUGGGCUGGAACAUCAAGGAAUAUUUCGGUUAUCCGGAUCUACAACGGAAAUAAACGACAUGAAACAACUUUUUGAAAAUGGUCGUGAUCCGCUAGCAGGGCUGAAUCAUUGGAAAGAUAUCAACGCCGUGGCUGGUUUACUACGGGUUUACUUCAGGGAACUUGAAGAUCCUUUGUUUCCUAGUUCACAUUAUCAAGAAUUCAUCAAAGCUAGCUUGUCAGCUUCAGUAGAAGAUGGUAUUAAAGAAAUUGUGACUGCACUCAAUUCGCUUCCUGAGUCAGUGGUUCGAGUGAUGGAGUACCUGUUUUCUUUCCUUAGUUUAGUUUCAGAGCAUAGUGAUUCCAACAAGAUGGACGCCCAUAAUCUUGCAGUAGUGUUCGGUCCAACGCUGUUACGAAUUCCGUCUGAACAGGACAUGAUAGCAUAUCAGAGUCAAGUGAAUGGUAUGAUCGAGCUAUUCAUUAAACAUUGCGAUGAGAUUUUCCCUGGCUCUGGAGAACCACUACCAGCGCCUUUAUCUGAGACAGAGGAGAGCGAGAGCGAGGAAG